CGGGCCGCACGACGCCCGCUCUGUGGCGCGCUAGCUGGGCGGAUAGAGUUGUGUGCAUCCUUCCUCGUCACCAGCACGCGUACGCCGUGACCGUGUGGGGGCCGACGCCGCCGGCUCGUCCCCGUCGUUUGUUUGGUUCCGGACGCUUCCUUGUUCUGGCCUACUGGGGCGCCAGGAGCGCUGAACCACUGAACGACGGCACGACGCUGUCCUGUUGCUUUCGCUCCUUUUCGCCGCUGCCGUGGAGGAGUUGAUGAGUAGCCCGGCUCUCGGUGUCCUGUUUAGUUGUAGCAGGGCUUAUUAGUGGCCUCGAAACAGGCCUCUAACUUCAGACCUCAAAUUCCUGGAGCAGUUUGUAUAUCAUCCAUCAUAGAGACCCCAAACUAGUUGAGCAUCUGAUUUAGGAGCUUUGGCAUUUUGGCAGGUCUAUUGCACCCUGAAAGCCUCCGUUGCUCCCCUGCAGCGGUGAGCGAGCUGUAGCCGCUGCAGGAUGGUGACCAAGGUGGUGGACCUGCGGUCGGACACGGUCACCAAGCCCACGGAGGCCAUGCGCGCAGCCAUGGCCGCGGCCGACGUCGACGACGACGUCCUGGGCGCCGACCCGACCGCGCAGCGCUUCGAGGCGGAGAUGGCCAAGCUCAUGGGCAAGGAGGCCGCGCUCUUCGUGCCCUCGGGCACCAUGGCCAACCUCGUCUCCGUCCUCGUGCACUGCGACGUCCGGGGCAGCGAGGUCAUCCUCGGCGACAACUCGCACAUCCACAUCUACGAGAAUGGGGGCAUCUCCACCAUCGGCGGCGUGCACCCCAGGACCGUCAAGAACAACCCCGACGGCACCAUGGACAUCGACAAGAUCGUCGCUGCCAUUAGGAACCGGGCCGGGGCGCUGUUGUACCCGACGACCAGGUUGAUCUGCUUGGAGAACACACAUGCAAAUUGUGGUGGGAAAUGUUUGUCUGCAGAAUACACUGAUAAGGUUGGAGAAGUUGCCAAGAGUCAUGGCCUGAAGCUCCAUAUUGACGGAGCACGCAUUUUUAACGCCUCUGUGGCACUUGGAGUUCCUGUAGAUAGACUCGUGAAAGCUGCUGAUUCAGUUUCGGUAUGCCUAUCAAAAGGUUUAGGCGCCCCCGUUGGAUCAGUUAUCGUUGGUUCGCAGGCCUUCAUUGACAAGGCAAAAAUUCUUAGGAAGACCCUAGGUGGUGGAAUGAGGCAGAUUGGUGUUGUUUGUGCUGCUGCUUAUGUUGCCGUUCGUGACACUGUGGGAAAGCUUGCGGAUGACCACAGAAAGGCUAAAGCUUUAGCAGAGGGACUGAAGAAAAUUAAACAGUUUAAAGUGGAUUCAGCUUCGGUGGAGACCAAUAUGGUAUUCUUUGAUAUCAUGGAUCCACGCAUAUCACCUGAUAGAUUAUGUCAAGUCUUGGAACAACGUAAUGUGCUUGCAAUGCCAGCGAGUUCAAAAAGUAUGAGGUUCGUCCUCCAUUACCAAAUUUCAGAUAGUGAUGUUAAGUACGCGUUGACAUGUGUCGAGAAAGCUGUUGAAGAGCUACUGAAGGGCAGUACCAAAUUCGAGCAUUUGACAAAUGGCUUUACCAAACACUCGUAUGGGCACUAGAUCACGUCCUCUCUACGGCCUUGAAGCAUCUGCUGGCUGUCCUGCUUAUUUGUGAUCAACGCUAGCUAUUGUAGUCAGUUAGUCACUAGCCAAACCUUUCCUGAAUAAUCGUUGCCCUUCAGCUCGGAUGUGUUAAUUCGUGUUGCGGUUUACCUUGCUAUAAUUGCUCGAUCUGCUUUCGCUUCC
Messenger RNA from Setaria italica (foxtail millet), 1795 nucleotides. Its product is annotated as probable low-specificity L-threonine aldolase 1. Gene Ontology annotation, cellular component: cytosol. The record is from RefSeq and is a predicted model, not a curated record. Lineage: Eukaryota; Viridiplantae; Streptophyta; Magnoliopsida; Poales; Poaceae. Gene Ontology annotation, biological process: L-threonine catabolic process; glycine biosynthetic process. The coding region runs from base 491 to 1609 and encodes 372 amino acids. The transcript is spliced from 9 exons. Gene Ontology annotation, molecular function: L-allo-threonine aldolase activity.